AUGAGCAGGACACUGCUGGCAGGCAGGAUGCAGCCAGAGAUCCGCAGCGUCUGUGUCUUCCUGCCCACCCGUGAGCAGCUCAGCCUGGCCGUGGGGGUCAAAGCCACUGGACAAGAGCUCUUUCAGCAAGUUUGUGAUUUAGUGAAGAUUAAAGAGCCUCACUUCUUUGGCCUCAGCAUUGUUAAAAAUAAUGAAUAUGUUUUUAUAGACCUGGAGCAGAAGCUUAGCAAAUACUUUUCAAAGGAAUGGAAGAAAGAGACCACCAAAGGGACAGAGAAAUUCAGCCCUCCAUUUGUUGCAUUCUUUAGAGUACAAUACUAUGUAGAAAAUGGAAGAGUAAUAGGCGAUAAGGUGGCACGGCAGCUCUACUACUGCCAUCUCAAAGAGCAAGUGCUUAUGUCUCAUUGCAACCACAAAGAAGAAAUCUACUUCUUGCUGGCUGCCUACAGCUUACAGGCAGACUUGGGCAACUACAGAGAGAAGGUCCACGCUGGCAAAUAUUUUGAACCUCAGGCUUAUUUCCCACAAUGGAUAAUUGCAAAGAGGGGGAGCGACUACAUCUUGAGACAUGCCCCAGAGAUGCACCGGGAGCAGCAAGGGCUGAGCGCUAAGGAAGCGGUGCUGAAGUUCAUUAAGGAGUCUUGCCUGCUGGAAGAUGUGCCCGUCCACUUCUACAGGCUGCAGAAGGAUAAGAAGGAGGAUCGACCGACAGUUAUCCUGGGCCUGACCCUGAGAGGAAUGCACAUCUAUCAGGAGGUGAAUCACGUUCGCCAGCUCCUCUACGACUUUCCCUGGUCACACAUUGGGAAGCUGGCCUUCCUGGGGAAAAAAUUUGAAAUCCAGCCAGAUGGUUUGCCCUCUGCACGGAAACUCGUUUACUACACGGGUUGCCCCUUCAGGUCACGCCAUUUGCUGCAGCUACUCAGCAACAGCCACCGGCUCUUUCUGAAUAUUCAGCCAGUUUUGAAGCAGAUCCAAAAACUGGAGGAGGCUGAAGAGAAGAAGCGCUACCGGGAGUCCUACAUCAGUGACACUCUGGACAUGGACCUGGACCCGUGUGACAAGAACUCCCGUGGCAGUGGGAGCAGCGGGGGCAGCCGCAGGGAUAACCGCCUGUCGCGCCAGUCCACCGGGAGCCACGGCAGCUCCCACACCUCGGGCAUCGAGGCUGACUCCCGGCACCGUGUGUCCGUGGAGAUGUCGGUGGAUGAGCCCUUCGGCAUUGACCGCGUGCACAGGAAAGAGCAAUCCUGCAGCUCAACCAUCAGCUACGGGAGCUCUGGCAUUGACAGUGGCAGCAAAGGGCGGGCUGAAGAUGACGCGCAGGAUGAUGAGCUUGAGCUGGCAGUAGAUGAGCCAGAGGAGAUGCCUGUAGAUGAGCCUUUAGAGGGAGACCAGUUAGAGGAGGCCACUGUGGGAGAAUCUGUUGAAUCCCUGCCUCUAGAUGCUGCUAGCUGCCAAGCUGUAAAUCAGGAAUCUCUGUCUGUGGUGCAAGUCACGCUAAUCAAAAUGAGAGGCCAAAGUGUGGAAUCCCUUCACCAGGUCAGAUCGCCCAAAAGCUGGAGCUGCAUGGAGCAGCACAGCCAGAGUUUGGAUGACAUCCGCCUGUACAAGCGCCGGCACCCGUCGCUAAGUGCCACGCUGUCUUCAGACACGUCCCACAGCUACACCUUCGGCUGCAGCCUCGAGGACAAGCUGUCUGUCUACGGCUGCGUCUACUCCACAGCGGACUGCAAAACCAAGUCUGCCCUUUACGGGAAGCGAUCCAUGAACUGCCUCUCCUUGGAUCUUCUGGGAGAGGACCAGCUCCCAGAGGAGUUUGUGGUGUAAUGAGAUCGGAGCUCUUCCAUACCAGGAAACAGCUCAUCAUGGCAAUAUAUACCUCAUUAACACGUGUGAUGUCACUCUGGUUCUUGCGGGAGAUGGUGAGCAGCUUUGUUACUCAGCUCUGUAUCAGUAAGUGGCAUCACUUCUGCAGAGCUGGCUACAGGGCAGAUCAACUGGAGUGUAGCACUUAACACUGGCAUUGGUGGUGUCUGUCUGAGCAGAAAGUGGAAGUGGCCUGCACCCUUGGAAGGGGCACAAUCAACAUAAAAACCAAAAAACAGUGGACCAAAACUGACACUGAGCUAGUAAAGCAAACUUUGUGAAUAUGGAUUAAUCAGAAAUUUAAAGUUUGUCAUGUUCCUGCCUUUCUCUUGUGGUCCAUGUCUCUUAAUUUUAGUGUACAGAUAGUUUGUCUUCAGUUUGUGCUGCUGCAACAUUGCCAACAGCUGUCAGGCCAGGAUAUACUCUAAGCACAUUUGGAGGGCUGUGUAUGGAAGUGUCUGGCCUGUUUCAGUUGUAAUGAACACAAGUUGCUUAUUCACUGCACUGCGGCAAGACCUGCU
Messenger RNA from Melozone crissalis (California towhee), 2390 nucleotides. It is a transcript of the gene FRMD1, whose product is annotated as FERM domain containing 1. Gene Ontology annotation, cellular component: cytoplasmic side of apical plasma membrane; cytoskeleton. The record is from RefSeq and is a predicted model, not a curated record. NCBI's taxonomy places the organism in Eukaryota, Metazoa, Chordata, Aves, Passeriformes, Passerellidae. The transcript is spliced from 13 exons. Bases 1 to 1830 code for a protein of 609 amino acids. Gene Ontology annotation, biological process: positive regulation of hippo signaling.